AUGAUGGAAAGGGGGCGGGGACCGCAUCUGUGCCUGUGCCGAGGCGCCGAGUGGGAACAGCCUGCACGCGUCCGCUGCCGCUCUGCCCCGGCGACGGCUGGCACAGUCACCAACCCGGAAUCGGACUUGGGGGGCGGGGGCGGUGAGAGAGGCGACAGCCGAGCCGGGACCUGGAGGCUGGGGUUCUGGGACGCGGCUCUCCGCCACUCCUCAGCCGCGCUGGAAAGAUCCGGGUACUGCCGGCAGGGGGCGGUGUGGUGCUGGAGGGGUGGGGUGGAGGCCCCUAGGUUUGGUCUUGUUGGAGACCGGAGGGGAGAGAGAGCAGCUUCGAGAAAGCGGGAGGGAAUUGAGGGAUUUGCCUCCCCGCCCCCUCCCCUAGGUGGCGGAGAGAUCGCGCUGGCUGGAAGGGCGCAGCCCCUCGCCCGGCGCUGGCUCUGCAGUCGGGCAGCCGGGAGAGCGGCCCCCGAGGCGGAGCCCCGCUCCUGCCCCCGGGUCCCGCUGCCCCCACCUGGAGGACAGAGGCGGGCGCCGUGCUGCCCUCCCUCCCGGCCCCGGCCGCGUGGCUUGCGGCUUAUUUUCCCAGCUGGCAAGCUUCGAGCUGCAGACAAGGGAAUGCCUGUGGUCCUGCGUGUUUCGGAGCUCGGGGGCCCCCUGAUCCCGCCAAGCCCCCUCCAGGAGCGGAAGGGUUAAGAAUGAUGUAAGGUAGAAGAGGAAA
This is a messenger RNA of Ceratotherium simum simum (southern white rhinoceros), 715 nucleotides long. The record is from RefSeq and is a predicted model, not a curated record. Lineage: Eukaryota; Metazoa; Chordata; Mammalia; Perissodactyla; Rhinocerotidae.